Mycotypha africana is the source of this 357-nucleotide messenger RNA. RefSeq lists its product as uncharacterized. NCBI's taxonomy places the organism in Eukaryota, Fungi, Mucoromycota, Mucoromycetes, Mucorales, Mycotyphaceae. Bases 1 to 357 code for a protein of 118 amino acids. The transcript has 2 exons. The record is from RefSeq and is a predicted model, not a curated record.
AUGUAUAUUGAAAGCGUUAGAACUGGCGAGUACGCGACAAUAGGGUACGCUCGCAAAAGCCAUAGCAACGAGUCGCAGUCGGUACGCCUACGUUUAUUGGAGAGUAUGACGGCUAUCUUGGUAGACCCUUGCCGGUGCAGCAAAAUCUACGUGAGCCCCAUUUGUGCUGCCAAUUCGCCUCUUCAAGAACGCGACUUGAAACGAAGUACGCUCAUCAAAGAAAUUCGCAAUGCGCAUGGUGACAUGCAAGAUCUGAUAUCGUACGCAAAGACAGCUGUGCGUCCUAUAAGACUGGUCGUGAUCGACUAUGCCGGUCUAACGACGUCGCCUCAAGACCUUUCCGACUUCAUGUUGUAA